Molecule: messenger RNA, 912 nt
Organism: Sordaria macrospora k-hell
Lineage: Eukaryota; Fungi; Ascomycota; Sordariomycetes; Sordariales; Sordariaceae
Biological process (GO): transcription initiation at RNA polymerase II promoter
Cellular component (GO): transcription factor TFIIE complex
Molecular function (GO): TFIIH-class transcription factor complex binding
Source: RefSeq, a predicted model, not a curated record
AUGUCGAGCUCACUCGAGCGUCAGCAGGCGUCUUUCAUGAGCAGCAUGUCCGCCGCUUCCUCGAAGCUGGCGGGCACCAAGCGCGCUCUCGCCCCGCCAUCGCCGUCGCCCUCAGUCGGCUCCGUCGCCUCAGCCAUCGCCGCCGGCAACGGCACCCCUCGCAAGGCGGCGGCAGACCGCGUCGACACGCCCGCCCACAACAUCGUCUACUCGCAGCCUGCUGCCACUGGCACCGGUCUCAACAUCAUCACGCAGGUGACGUACGCGAUCGCCUGGCUCCGCGGCAAGGAUGAGCCGCGCACGUACCUGGAGAUCCUGGGCCACCUUUCGGGCCUGCACUGGAGUCCAUCGUACCAGGAGGAGUUCGUCGAGGCGAUGCGCCGCACGCGCGAGAUCCAGUGGAUUCCCGACCCGAACCUCUCCGAGCAGACGUGGCAGAGCGGGACAUACCUGCACCGGCCCAAAGUCCCGGGCGUUCGCAACAAGACGCAGCUACUGGCCUACCUGCAGAAGAAGACGGACGCGAGUUGCGUGGGUGUCAAGGAGUUGAAAGACGGCUGGCCCGAUUGCGAGAAGGCCAUCAACGAGCUCGAGGCUGAGCACAAGAUCUUGGUGAUCCGUAUCAAGAAGGAAGGGUUGCCACGCUAUGUCUGGUUGGAUGAUCCCAGCUUGUUCCACGAGGUCGAUCCGGAGCUGAAGGUCAUGUGGCAAAAGGUUGAGGUGCCGGGAACCGAUACGAUCGUUCAGCGACUCAAGGCCGCGUCACAGAAGCCGGCGAGCGAGGACCCAAGGGAUAAGAUGACAGCUGCGCCCAAGGCGGAGAAGAAGAAGAGGGCGCAGAGGAGGACGGGCAAGGCGACGAAUACCCACAUGGAGCAUUUGCUCAAGGAUUACAGCCAUAUGAAGCGGUAA